AUGGCAGGAAACGUGACUCGUGACCGCAGAAGGACCAGGAUCGUCCCCUGGCACCUAGAGCUGUCUGUCCGCAGCAAUGAGGAGCUCGGCAGGCUGCUGGGAGGAGUGGCCAUCGUUCUGGGAAGAGGAAGUAUCAUCACAAUGGAGGAUCUGAAGGAUUAUGUGCCUGUCUUGGAUGAAAAUCCUUUAAGGGUGAAUCUGGGGGAGUACAUCAUGGUUGUUCCCAAUGCCCCCUCUAGCGGCCCUGUGUUAUCGCUGAUAUUAAACAUCUUGAACGGGUAUAAUUUCAGUACCGAUAGUGUGGCGAGUACAGAGAAUAAGAUCCUAACCUACCAUCGCAUCGUGGAGGCAUUUCGUUUUGCAUAUGCAAAGAGAACCACACUCGGGGAUCCAAACUUCCUCAACAUCACAGAAGUACUCCAGAACAUGACUUCCAGUUCUUAUGCAGAAAUCUUCCGUGAUAAAAUUACGGAUGAAACAACACACCCAACAAGUUACUACGAACCCGACUUUUACCUGCCUGAUGACCAAGGGACGUCACACCUGUCUGUAGUGUCAGUAGAUGGAAGUGCUGUGUCCGCCACCAGCACCAUCAACGAUUUUUUAGGCUCCAAAGUCUUGUCAAGGUCGACAGGAAUUAUCCUUAAUAACCAGAUGGACGACUUCAGCUCCCCGCUCAUCACAAACGGCUUUGGUGUUCCUCCUUCCCCAAACAACUUUAUCAAGCCUGGGAAAAGGCCAAUGUCAUCUAUGUGUCCAACUAUUAUUUUUGACAAAAACAAUAAAGUAAAGAUGGUGGUUGGAGCUUCAGGAGGACCAAAAAUCCCUACUUCUGUUGCUCAGGUUAUUCUGAAUGCACUGUUCUUCAACUAUGAUCUGCAUAAAGCCGUAACAGAGAAGAGGAUCCAUAACCAGCUGAUUCCCAACACCACACAAUUAGAGCCUGGCUUUGACAAAAAUGUCAUGGAUGGUUUGGUGAAAAAAAACCACGAGCCAGAGUUCCAUUCUACAACAGCAGGAGCCAAUGUGCAGGCUGUAGUUCGUUAUGAAGAAGGUCUGCAGGCUCAGUCAGACCCUCGUAAAUGGUCGUAUGCAGCUGGGUACUGAGGUCAGGAACACGCCUCUGAUUAUGCAG
Nematolebias whitei (Rio pearlfish) is the source of this 1135-nucleotide messenger RNA. It is a transcript of the gene ggt1b, whose product is annotated as gamma-glutamyltransferase 1b. Gene Ontology annotation, molecular function: protein heterodimerization activity. The transcript is spliced from 9 exons. Bases 1 to 1107 code for a protein of 368 amino acids. NCBI's taxonomy places the organism in Eukaryota, Metazoa, Chordata, Actinopteri, Cyprinodontiformes, Rivulidae. The record is from RefSeq and is a predicted model, not a curated record.